Messenger RNA from Salvelinus sp. IW2-2015, 1724 nucleotides. RefSeq lists its product as uncharacterized. The record is from RefSeq and is a predicted model, not a curated record. NCBI's taxonomy places the organism in Eukaryota, Metazoa, Chordata, Actinopteri, Salmoniformes, Salmonidae.
AUGACUAUGCAGUGUUUCGUUUGGAAAUAACUCAAAGACAUAAAGAAAACAGGGCAUUGCAGAGGAAACUACAGCUACUUGAACUGAAGGUAUCACGGGACCGCGCAGACAAGACGAUGCGAGAGCGCAUUCUCGCCAGUCGUCCCAGAAGUGUCAAGAUCCUCGACCGAUACAGAGGAACCGCAAGAGGUGAAGGACAUCUCACUGGAGGCCACAAGAGCUUUGUGAAGCCAGCGGAACACAAUACAUGGAGAGAUGAUCAACCAAUCACUGUUGAUGAGGGGAGUGGAACCGCAACCCAGCACUUUAUCAUGAUAGAGGAUGCAGAGGCUGCAGGUCCUGGGGUCAAGCUGGAGAGGUCUCAAAAAGAGGAGGACCCACRGCACAGCAGAGACAUCCAUACUGGAACGGCUGGAGCGCCCCCUGUAGCCACGGAGGAACCCACCACCGCCCCAGCGCCACCCAUUACCCGACGAAACAUCAUGGAGGAGGAGGAGGGUCCAGAGGUGCUGCUGGUGAAGGAGGAGGAGUGUGAGGAGGGUCUGGGGAACCCUGAGAGGACCAUGGUCAUGGACGACAACCAGAUUACACCUCCUCCUGAACUCACAGAGGAACCAGCUGAGCAGCACAGGACCACACACAGUCUCACUGAGUCAGUAGACAUGGAGGAUGGGAAGCCUGCUCUGCUGAUGGUCAAAGAGGAGACGAUAGAAGAUGAACCAGAGAGCAUUGAUCUGCUGAGUGGACUAAAGAUGGGGGAGCAAGGUGGUUGGCUAGAGGCUAACAGAGGAGACUGGGUGGCCAUCUUGGAUUCCCAGACGAGUGCAGUCAAUGGCCUGGGGGAUGACAUCCCUGAGCAAGCCAGGACCAGAGGCAACACAGUGAUCAGCGGAUGGGACAACGUCCUCAACUCUGGGCUGGGGAACAACACUGUUAACCACAACCAGAAACAGACUGUCGAACACAAAACAACAGCUGAACUUAGUCUUCAUGACAGACUGGCUGAGACCAGGGUGAGGCGUAGAUUUGGUCUGCGGGGACGGGGAGGUGUCUGUAUGAGAACAGACACAGACUCGGCUAGCGAUGCUCCAUCCUGCUCCUAUAGUUGUGAUUCAGAGAAACUGAUGGUGCCGCAGGUUAACCCCCUAACAGGUGCUGCCUUCAGCUUGCCUUCUAUAGGAUCUAUCAAUUGGAACAUGGACCCUGCAACAACACAGACACUCCCUGGCCUUCAUCCUCCUCACACUCUCCUAAUGUUAAACCAGACCUCAGACAACACAAGUACCUCAACACUAAAUGGCUACACAAGCCCUUUGACCAAUGACAGUAGUAGAGACGGAAUCAUUAAAGGUGGCAUCACCAAAGAGAAGCGCUUCCCAUGUUCGUUCUGUGGGAAAACCUUCAGUUUCCCCAAACAAGUAGAGAUCCACCAGAGGAUUCACACGGGGGAGAAACCAUUCGGCUGCCACCUGUGCUGGGCCAGUUUUUCACACUCGUUCAGCCUGAAGAGGCACCAGAGGGUCCAUACAGGGGAGAAACCAUUCAAUUGCCACCUGUGCCGGGCCAGUUUUUCACAUUUGUUUAACCUGAAGAGGCACCAGAGUGUCCACACAGGGGAGAAAUCCUGAAGCUCCCAGUGUGAGAAGAAGUUCUCCCACCAGCACCAGCUGAAGAUGCACCUGAAGGUCCACAAGGGAGAGAGGCCGUUCGCCUGUACGCACUGC